Messenger RNA from Mesocestoides corti, 1806 nucleotides. Lineage: Eukaryota; Metazoa; Platyhelminthes; Cestoda; Cyclophyllidea; Mesocestoididae. The record is from the annotation of a GenBank genome assembly.
CUGGGCGAUCUUUGUGACCAGAUGGCGGAUCAGGAGCACGUAACAAGCAAGACAGAUUCACCAGAAGACGCCGAUGUCGGCGGCAUUGAAAUUGGCAAGAAUAUUCGUCCACAUCCUCAUAACACCUCAAUGGCAAUUUCGCCCUCCCCCUUGCAACAUGUGUCAAUUGAUCAGUUGGCCGAAGCUGCCAACAAUUUCUACAAGAUGUCCCUCAUCCACGAGAUCAGCGUCGAUGCGAACUUUAAAGUGGAAAAACCAGAUGAAGACAAGCAAGAACCAAUGCAGAAGACCAUCAAGGAGACCAUGCAUCGCGCCUUCUGGGACGUCCAACGGGCACAUUUAAACGCCGACCCACCCAACUACGCCCCUGCUCUGAGUCUACUGAAAGAAAUCAAGCAGUCUCUGCACGGCCUGACCCUGCCUCACCAAGUGAGUCUGCGCUCCCAAAUCGACGCGCGUCUGGAUUUGGAGUCCGCAGAGGCCCAGUUGAAUGAAACAGGCAAAAUAUGCCUCGAGGCGUUCGCGACGCCCGUGAUCGAAACCAUGGCCGAGUUGUGCGCUCCUGUUCGCGAUGCUGAUAUCGCCUCUCUCCGCAGCAUCUCCGAUCCUAUUGAAUUCUUUAGGCAAGCCUUUGCAGUCCUCGAUCUGAUGCACAUGGAUCUGGCCAACUUUACCAUUCAAAAGAUGCGCCCCUACAUUCGACAGCAGGCGGGCGAGUAUGAACGCGAGAAGUUUGACACGCUUCUGGAGGUUCAAAAGAAGGCCGGAAUCGACGGUCUGGCGGUAACCCGUCAGUGGCUGAGACACGCCUACGAGAAGCUGAAGGAGCUGGCCAAGUCGCCUCCCCCCAGCCAGCCUGGGGCUUCCCGGGCCGUCGCCCCUGCCACCGCCUUCUCCCUCACCCCCAACAACAUCCUCCGCGAGGCCUACCUGGCUCUGCUCACUUGGCCGUCGGACAGCGAGUUCCCCGAGGCACGUUCACUCCUUCUUUUCGCCACCAUGACGGUGGACUCGAAACGGAUACGCGAGCUGAUCGACUGUCUCGCUCGGACGGUGACACUUGCCUCGCUGGUGCUGGUUGUGUGCAACUUCGUGGCGUCCAACCACGUCUCCCUGAUCCCGCCUCACGCCGUGGCAACCCCCUCUGUCCUGCCUCAAGCGCCGAUGGCCCAACUCAAGGGUGUUGUCUGUCGCGAUGCCAAGGGCAUCAUUGACGGCAUGCCGGCCGACAAAAUUCCUCAACUGGCUGAGGAGCUUAGUCUACGCAUGAUUCUGGUCAUCGAGAAUUGGCGCGAAUCGCUUAGCGAAAAGCACUUCGAAGAUGCAACAGUUACUCCUCUAGGCGAAGUCGAGAACGUCUUGCGUCCCGUUGCUCCGGAGUACGCCCUUCCUGGCCACUUGAAGGAUCAACUCACAGCCCAGAUCAACGCGGUUCUCCACAAGGAGCAUCCCGUACACAAGCUCAUGCUCACCCGAGCCAUUGAUUUCGUGCGCUCAACUAUCUCCGCCCGACCGCCCGAUCCGAUACCCCUGCCGACCGGCUUCGGCGCCCAGAUCUCUGUUCCCCUCGAUCCCAGCGUCUGCGCUCUGCAGCGACCACCGGCCCACAGGCUGCCAGACGGCGGCGACGACGCCUCGUCCUCCACUGCCGCCGCCGCCUCCUCCGACCUCUCCCGCGUCUACGACCUGGCGCUGAUCGCCUCGCGUCUGAUGCCUCUGGUCGCUCACAAUCGGCACGUCUUCGGACCGCACUACGCAGAGAUUAUCCAGGGCUUGUUCGCUUCGUCAGAAAACAACCGUGAUUAA